Molecule: messenger RNA, 957 nt
Organism: Nyctereutes procyonoides (raccoon dog)
Lineage: Eukaryota; Metazoa; Chordata; Mammalia; Carnivora; Canidae
Product: olfactory receptor 226-like
Exons: 1
Coding region: 1-957 (318 amino acids)
Biological process (GO): G protein-coupled receptor signaling pathway
Cellular component (GO): membrane
Molecular function (GO): olfactory receptor activity; G protein-coupled receptor activity
Source: RefSeq, a predicted model, not a curated record
AUGUGCGCCCCGGACAACGGCUCCGAGGUGACGGAGUUCAUCCUGGUGGGCUUCCCGGGCCCGGCGGGCUUCCACGCGGGCCUGCUGGCGCUCUUCUCGCUGGCCUACGCGCUCACGGUCACGGAGAACGCGCUCAUCGUGGCGGUGAUCCGCGUCAGCCCCGCGCUGCACAAGCCCAUGUACGUCUUCCUGGGCCACCUGUCCUUCCUGGAGCUGUGGUACGUGUCGGUCACGGAGCCCAAGAUGCUGCUGGGCCUGGCGGCGCCGCGCUUCCGGCGCAUCUCGUUCGCGGGCUGCAUGGCGCAGCUGUACUUCUUCCUGGCGCUGGCCUGCACCGAGUGCGCGCUCCUGGGCGUCAUGGCCUACGACCGCUACGUGGCCAUCUGCCGCCCGCUGCGCUACCCGGCCGUGAUGAGCGGCCGCCUCUGCCGCCUGCUGGCCGCCGGCUCGUGGCUCUCGGGCUUCAGCGUGUCGCUGGGGAAGGUCUUCUUCAUCUCGCGCCUGGGCUACUGCGGCCCCAACGUCAUGAACCACUUCUUCUGCGACGUGUCCCCGCUGCUGAACCUGGCGUGCUCCGACAUGUCGCGGGCCGAGCUCGUGGACUUCCUCCUGGCGCUGCUGGUGCUGCUGGGCCCGCUGCUGCUCACCGUGCUGUCCUACGGCGCCAUCGUGAGCGCCGUGCUGCGAGCCCGCUCCGCCGCCGGCCGCCGCAAGGCCUUCUCCACCUGCGCCGCGCACCUGGCCGUGGUGCUCGUCUUCUACUCGGCCUCGCUCUUCAUCUACGCCCGGCCCCGCGCCAUCUACGCCUUCGACUUCAACAAGCUGGUGUCCGUGGUCUACACGGUGCUCACGCCGCUGCUCAACCCCAUCAUCUACUGCCUGCGGAACCGGGAGGUGAAGGACGCGCUGCGCAAGGCGGCCGGGAGGGCGGCCUGGGCCCUGGGUGCCCGGUCCUAG